AUAAGUUUAUAUAAUGUGUCAUUACAUACCUAUUUGAAGGUUUGUGUCGAAUUUGAAUCAGGUUUUUAGGGCGGUGCUAAAGUGAUCUUAGAAGUAAACAGCGGCUUUGAGAAUGAUGAUCGCAUGCAGUGAUGACGCAAAAAAUUACUAGGUAUCCCCCCCCUUACCCCCGUCACUGUCCAUUUAUUGUUUUUAAACGAUUAGAGAAGUGCUACACUUGGUUCAGAGAGAUUGUAAGACAGAAAUAGUAGCUUUUUUAUGCGUGCUGUACGUUAUGACAUGACACGCCACGAUGUAACGGAGGGUCCGUUUUUUUUCAACUUUUCUCCAAUACUACAGAGCUAUUACCAUGUCGAUCAACGCUUGAGUAGAAACCUAGUUCACACCCCCGAUUUUGAAGUCAACACAGUCGCUACAGUCCCGUUAGUUUUCUUUGUAGCCUCGUUUUGAAUGUCGCGGUUGCGCACAUUUGAACGGAAUGGGGUGAGUUUACGUUAGUCACCAAGCGCAACAUAACUUCAGUGUGUAACUUAGCUAGAAAGAUGUGUUGGCAUCGAGUUACAGUGUUGCCAACUCCUCAGUAAGGAAAGUAGCUAUUGGCUGUCCUAAAAGUCGCUACAAAUCGCUAAAUGAUGUCAUCACCUAAUUUGCAUAAUUGUCCAUGUGCAUGUAAUUGUGAUGGACUCUGUAGGAGAGAGGAAUAACGUCGUGGGAGAGACAAAAGCCAGAGCGGGAUCAUCCAGCGGCGGCUUCCCGCAUUCAUUUGAAGUCUGGAUGCGGAGGGGUGAACAUCUCCUGCUCUGACUGCAGCUGGGAGGGACUGCUGCACGAGGACUAGGGCCUAAGCCCUAGAACCAUGCCUCAGGUCUACCUGGCCUGAUGACUCUUGGCUGUCCCCAGUCCACCUUGUCGUGUUGCUGAUCCAGUUUCUGCUGUUUUGCCUGUGGCUAUGGAACCCUGACCUGUUCAACAGAUGUGCUACUUUGUCGUGCUGUUGCUCCAGUUUCAACUGUUCUGCCUGCGGCUAUGUAAUCCUGACCUGUUCACCGGACGUGCUCUACAUUGUCCCAGACCUGCUGUUUUCGACCUUCUCUCUCUCGCUCGCACCUGCUGUUUCGACCUCUGACUGCUCGGAAAAGCCUACUGACAUGAACUCUUGAGGUGCUGACCUGUUGCACCCUCUAUAAUCACUGUGAUUAUUAUUUGACCCUGCUGGUCAUCUAUGAACGUUUGAAAAUCUGAAGAACGAUCCAGCCUUAAAAUUUCUUCGGGAUCAGUGUCCCUUCCAUGAGACAGUUGAGCUUACAUAGGCUUAUGCGAUUAGCAUGAGGUUGUAAGUAACAAGAAAAUUUCCCAGGACAUAGACAUAUCUGAUAUUGGCAGAAAGCUUAAAUUCUUGUUAAUCUAACUGCACUGUCCAAUUUACAGUCGCUAUUACAGUGACAGAAUACCAUACUAUUGUUUCAUGAGAGUGCACAAUUUUGAACAUGAAAGUUAUUAAUAAACAAAUUAGACACAUUUGGGCAGUCUUGGUACAACAUUUUGAACAGAAAUGCAAUGGUUAAUUGUAUCAGUCUAAAACUUUGCACAUACACUGCUGCCAUCUAGUGGCCAAAAUCUAAACUCUACCUGGGCUGGAAUAAUACAUUAUGGCCUUUCUCUUGCAGUUCAAAGAUGAUGGUACAAAAAAAAAUACAAAAUAAUGUUUGUUUUUUCUUUGUAUUAACUUUUACCAGAUCUAUUGUGAUAUAUUCUCCUACAUUUCUUUCACAUUUACACAAAUUACAAAGUGUUUCCUUUCAAAUGGUACCAAGAAUAUGCAUAUCCUUGCUUCCGGGCCUGAACUCCAGGCAGUUAGAUUUGGGUAUGUCAUUUUUGGCGAAAAUUGGAAAAAAAGGGGGCGGAUCCUUUUAAUGGCCAUGUACUCUUAUAAUCUCCACCAGGCACAGCCAGAAGAGGACUGGUCACCCCUCGGAGCCUGGUUCCUCUCUAGGUUUCUUCCUAGGUUCCUGCCGUCCUAGGGAGAUUUUCCUAGCCACCGUGUUUGCUUGCUGUUUGGGUUUCUGUAUAAACACUUUGUGACAUCUGCUGGUGUAAAUAGGGCUUUAUAAAUACAUGUGGUUUGACCUUCUAUCUAAAGCAAACAAGGAACAGCUCAGAACAUAGCACCAACAAGCUUUCAUCUGGGUUGUUAUAGGUCCGACAAGGUCACAUGAUUUAAUUAAUAGACAGGAUUCCGUCUAGAUUGGGUUUGAGAUUGGCAGUGGGAUUGGGUCCUCUGUCUGUAUCACAGGGACUGAGUAGUGCUGUAGCUCAGACUACAAUCCCUGUCUGUGCAGCGUCUGUCUGUCUGGUCUGCUGAAGUGACACAUUCAUUCCAAAAAACACAGACAGGGUUUGGGCUGUAAUCCACUCACAAAUAUGCAGGGCUGUAGAUACAUAUGAGGACACAGAAGUCCAGACCUCGAUUAUAUUUUCUAGGAACUCAGUCAGGGUCUAAAAUGUACUUUUGAGAGUUAGAAUUGUAGAAUACACACCAAGGUGCAGUUUUUAAAUUUGGUUGUGCAUCAGCAGUUUUCCUCUUCUUAUAUGUCACUCACUAACCAGGUUUCCUCUUGUUAUAUGUCACUCACUAACCACGUUUCCUCUUAUGUCACUCACUAACCAGUUUUCCUCUUGUUAUGUCACUCACUAACCAGUUUUCCUCUUGUUAUAUGUCACUCACUAACCAGGUUCCCGCUUGUUAUAUGUCACUCACUAACCAGGUUUCCUCUUGUUAUAUGUCACUCACUAACCAGGUUUCCUCUUGUUAUAUGUCACUCACUAACCAGGUUUCCUCUUGUUAUAUGUCACUCACUAACCAGGUUUCCUCUUGUUAUAUGUCACUCACUAACCAGGUUUCCUCUUGUUAUAUGUCACUCACUAACCAGGUUUCCUCUUGUUAUAUGUCACUCACUAACCAGUUUUCCUCUUGUUAUAUGUCACUCACUAACCAGGUUUCCUCUUGUUAUAUGUCACUCACUAACCAGGUUUCCUCUUGUUAUAUGUCACUCACUAACCAGGUUUCCUCUUGUUAUAUGUCACUCACUAACCAGGUUUCCUCUUGUUAUAUGUCACUCACUAACCAGUUUUCCUCUUGUUAUAUGUCACUCACUAACCAGGUUUCCUCUUGUUAUAUGUCACUCACUAACCAGGUUUCCUCUUGUUAUAUGUCACUCACUAACCAGGUUUCCUCUUGUUAUAUGUCACUCACUAACCAGUUUUCCUCUUGUUAUAUGUCACUCACUAACCAGGUUUCCUCUUGUUAUAUGUCACUCACUAACCAGGUUUCCUCUUGUUAUAUGUCACUCACUAACCAGGUUUCCUCUUGUUAUAUGUCACUCACUAACCAGUUUUCCUCUUGUUAUAUGUCACUCACUAACCAGGUUUCCUCUUGUUAUAUGUCACUCACUAACCAGGUUUCCUCUUGUUAUAUGUCACUCACUAACCAGUUUUCCUCUUGUUAUAUGUCACUCACUAACCAGUUUUCCUCUUGUUAUAUGUCACUCACUAACCAGGUUUCCUCUUGUUAUAUGUCACUCACUAACCAGGUUUCCUCUUGUUAUAUGUCACUCACUAACCAGGUUUCCUCUUGUUAUGUGUCACUCACUAACCAGGUUUCCUCUUGUUAUAUGUCACUCACUACCAGGUUUCCAUCCAACAUUUUUUUGUGAGGAAAUCAUCAGUAGAGUUGAAAAUGUGAUGGAAACACAUUUAACUUGUAUUUUUAUGUGCACUUCAUCAUCACGCACAGCCUUUAUCUGCAACGGGUCAAUUUGAUGAAAAUCUGGUGGGAAAAUGCACAUAUUGUUUUAUACAUAUUUUAUCCUGAACAAAAAUAUAAACGCAACAUGCAACAAUUUCAAAGAUUUUGCUGAGUUACAGUUCAUAUCAGGAAAUCAGUCAAUUGAAAUAAAUUCAUUAGGUCCAUACACGGGGGAGCCAGGCCCAGCCAAUCAGAAAAGUUUCCCCCCCACAAAAGGGACAGAAAUAUUCCACAGCACCACGCCCUCCACCCUCAGACGAUCACACAGAAGAAGCCAUGUGGAAGUCUUGGGCUGGUGCGGUUACACGUGGUCUGCAGUUGUGAGGCCAGUUGGGCGCACUGCCAAAUUCUCUAAAAUGACUUUGGUAGAGAAAUUAACAUAAAGUUCUCUGUAAACAGCUCUGGUGGACAUUCCUGCAGUUAGCAUGCAGAUUGCAUUUUCCCUUAACUUGAGACAUCUGUGGCAUUGUGUUGUGUGACAAAAGUGCAGAUUUUAGAGUGGCCUUUUAUUGUCCCCAGCACAAGGCGCACCUGUGUAAUGAUCAUGCUGUUUAAUCAGCUUCUUGAUAUGCCACACCUGUCAAGUGGAUGGAUUAUCUUGACAAAGGUGAAAUGCUCACUAACAGGGAUGUAAACGAAUUUGAGAGAAAUAAGCUUUCUGUGUGUAUGUAACAUUUCUGGUAUCUCUUAUUUCAGCUCAUGAAACAUGGGACCAACACUUUACAUGUUGAGUUUUAUAUUUUUGUUCAGUGCAGCAUAUUUACAUGAAAAUCUGUCACCAAUUGGAUGGAAAACUAGCUACUGACACUCAUUCAAUUAGACCAUGCCUGUUUAAAAAUAUAUAUAUAUUGAUUGGUAAAUGAGUCUAGUUAGUCUAGCCAUGGUGUACUGUUCAUGGCCUAAUUACCAACCAGGGCACCCACUCAUUUUGUUAGUUCCUCUCACUCAGAUAUCAUAGUAACAUGGCAUAAGAUCGACUGAGGUGAAUGAAGUUACAGCAACCAACGUUUUAAUGGCUGGUGUAAAUUUUGCUUGUUUUUGCUGUUCUCCAAAUUGCAUUUUAGAGUUUUAAAAUUGUAUAGAAUUUGCAGUGGUUGAGCUUCAACUUUCUUCUUGGAUAUGUGAGUGGGGUAGGUUACCCCCUCCUCUCAGGAC
Salvelinus fontinalis (brook trout) is the source of this 4960-nucleotide messenger RNA. RefSeq lists its product as uncharacterized. Lineage: Eukaryota; Metazoa; Chordata; Actinopteri; Salmoniformes; Salmonidae. The record is from RefSeq and is a predicted model, not a curated record. The transcript is spliced from 3 exons. The coding region runs from base 2682 to 3713 and encodes 343 amino acids.